Molecule: messenger RNA, 1221 nt
Organism: Papilio polytes (common Mormon)
Lineage: Eukaryota; Metazoa; Arthropoda; Insecta; Lepidoptera; Papilionidae
Exons: 1
Coding region: 1-1221 (406 amino acids)
Source: RefSeq, a predicted model, not a curated record
AUGGGCUCUCCAAUAGCACCGGUUGUGGCCAAUAUAUUUAUGGAACAUUUUGAGGAUAACGCUUUACGAACGGCUCCAAUCAAACCCAGAUACUGGUGGAGAUAUGUCGAUGAUGUGUUUGCCAUUGUUACAAGACAAGGCUUAAGCUUGUUGUUGGACCAUUUGAACAGUAUACAUCCAAAGAUUGUAUUUACAAAGGAGGAGGAAACGGACGGAACUCUUCCGUUUUUGGAUGUUCUAGUAAAGCGGGAACCCACUGGAAAUCUUGUACAUACGGUAUACAGAAAGCCGACCAACACAGAUCGUUACUUAAGAGCCGACUCACACCAUCACCCCUCACAUCUGUCGUCAGUACCACGCACUUUGAUCAACCGUGCGCUUCGGUUGUGUGAUCCACAGUUUAUUGAGUCGGAAUUGUCACACGUACGACAGGUGUUAGAGAGCAACGGCUAUAAUUGGCGGCAGAGUUACCGCCUUGCAAACACAUCAAGCAAAGGACGGCCACAGGAUGUUGAGCGUGUCCCGGCAUACUUGCCGUACGUGCGGGGGAUAACGGACCGAAUUGGUCACCUGUUACGCCGGAGAUAUAGCAUCAGGACCAUUUUCCGACCCCUGACACAAAUACAGAAAAUACUGCGGUCCCCUAAAGACCGGGACCCUCUGGACAGCCCUGGGGUCUACGAAAUUCCAUGCGAUUGCGGUAGGAACUACAUCGGAGAAACGGGGCGCAACAUAAAAACUAGACUCACGGAACACAUCCGGAGCAUUCGCAAGCUCGACAGCAACGCCUCGGCGGUGGCGGAACAUGCCCUUGCCUCCGAUAUGUCACAUUAUAUUAGGUUCGACAAAGUGAAAGAGCUAGCCCGCGAGAAGCAUUUUGUAUCCCGCAAGCUUCGUGAGGCAAUAGAAAUCAGCCGUCGGCCUAAUUAUAAUAGAGACAAGGGUUGGGCUCUGCCACCCGCGUGGGAACCCGUGCUGCUGAAUGCGAAGCGGAAUAAGAUCGACAAUGUCGAAGACAACUUAGUGGACAUUGUAAGUGUAUUUUGUGCCCCCGUUAAUAAUAAUAACACCACCACGUCAGUUUCGAGCUCGUCUGCGCCGACGCACAUAGUGAAUAGUGUACCCCCCGCACCCCCCGCGCCCCCCGCCCUGUCGAAACGCGCGAUGCGGGCGAGGGCACGCAGUGACCGUCGCGACGCGCUAGCAAGUAUACCCGAUUAA